Messenger RNA from Colletotrichum karsti, 990 nucleotides. RefSeq names its product palmitoyl-protein thioesterase precursor. The coding region runs from base 1 to 990 and encodes 329 amino acids. The transcript is spliced from 2 exons. The record is from RefSeq and is a predicted model, not a curated record. Gene Ontology annotation, cellular component: lysosome. Gene Ontology annotation, molecular function: palmitoyl hydrolase activity; thiolester hydrolase activity. NCBI's taxonomy places the organism in Eukaryota, Fungi, Ascomycota, Sordariomycetes, Glomerellales, Glomerellaceae.
AUGAAGUCUCUUUCCAUCUCCAGGCUGCUCACGGCCGGCUCCCUAGCGGCCGUCGCAUACUCCGCCGCCGUCCAGAGGCCCCUCGCCGACGACGCCAACGACGACCACCCGAUCCCCCUCAUCAUCUGGCACGGCCUCGGCGACUCCUACGACGGCGACGGCAUCAAGCAGGUCGGCGAGCUGGCCGAGGCCAUCAACCCGGGCACCUUCGUCUACAACGUCAAGAUCGGCGCCGACGCCAACGCCGACCGCUCCGCGACCUUCUUCGGCAACGUCACCUCCCAGCUCGAGCAGGUCUGCGCCGACCUCGCCGAACACCCCAUCCUCUCCACCGCCCCGGCCGUCGACGCCAUCGGCUUCAGCCAGGGCGGCCAGUUCCUCCGCGGCUACGUCGAGCGCUGCAACAAGCCCCCCGUCCGCAGCCUCGUCACCUACGGCAGCCAGCACAACGGCAUCGUCGAGUUCAAGGCCUGCGGCGCCACCGACUUCCUGUGCAAGGGCGCCAUGGCCCUGCUGCGCUUCAACACCUGGUCCUCCUUCGUCCAGAACCGCCUCGUCCCCGCCCAGUACUACCGCGACCCGGCCCCCGACCAGUACGAGAAGUACAUCGAGUCGUCCAACUUCCUCGCCGACAUCAACAACGAGCGCGAGCUGAAGAACGUCGAGUACAAGAAGAAUCUGGCCAGUCUGUCCAACUUCGUCAUGGUCAUGUUCGAGGACGACACCACCGUGAUUCCCAAGGAGACUGCCUGGUUUGAGGAGGUCAACGGCACGGAGAGCCUGCCGCUGCGCGCCCGCCAGAUCUACAAGGAGGACUGGAUCGGUCUCAGGGAGCUCGACCGCAAGGGAGGACUCCGCUUCCGCCAGAUCCCCGGUGACCACAUGCAGCUGACCGAGAAGAACCUGAACAAGACCAUUUCCGAGUUCUUCGGUCCCUUCAAGAAGCGCUUCGCCUCCGAGAAGACGUCGUUCGCCUCUGAGGAGUUGUGA